Microdochium trichocladiopsis is the source of this 2677-nucleotide messenger RNA. RefSeq names its product squalene/oxidosqualene cyclase. Bases 199 to 2526 code for a protein of 775 amino acids. Gene Ontology annotation, biological process: ergosterol biosynthetic process; triterpenoid biosynthetic process. Gene Ontology annotation, cellular component: lipid droplet. Lineage: Eukaryota; Fungi; Ascomycota; Sordariomycetes; Xylariales; Microdochiaceae. Gene Ontology annotation, molecular function: lanosterol synthase activity. The transcript has 3 exons. The record is from RefSeq and is a predicted model, not a curated record.
CAGCAACGCAUCACUCGCCCACAGCUGCAGGAGCAUUCAGCAUCUUGGUGUCUCGUGCCACUUAAUCACACCGCCUGAAGGACGCCAUCGUCUGCUUCAACUGAGGGCUCUCCGCUGCUUUGUUUUCUCGCUCGCGCCAUCCACCAACCCAGGUCGACUCCACGUCCACGAGCACCGCAAACACCACCACGCCAGGCCAUGGUCACGACACGAUCCCGGGGCGCUACCCCUGCCCGCGCCAACGGCAAUGCCAAUGGACACACCAACGGCCAGACUACUGGCCGUGACGAUGGCAGCGUCGCCAGCAGCAAGACGACCCUGCGCAAGCGCUCGAGCGACAGCAACAGCGAUACCGACAUCGAAGUCGAACACAAACGUCCCAAGAUCCAGGACAAGACAGACCGCACCCGCUGGCGCAUGCGCAGCGACAAGGGCAGCCACACCUGGCACUACCUCGAGGACGAUGCUGCCGCCAAAAAAUGGCCACAGAGCGAGGCCGACAAAUGGUUCCUCGGCAUGGACACCAACCUCCCCAAGCUCCCGAAGCCCUCGACGCCGCUCGACGCUGUACGCAACGGCCUGACUUUCUUUGAGAAGCUCCAGCUCCCCUCCGGCGAAUGGGGCUGCGAGUAUGGCGGUCCCAUGUUCCUCUUGCCAGGAGUAGUCAUCGCCUGGUAUGUCACGGAGACGCCGAUUCCGUGGUACGUCGCCACUGAGAUCAAGAACUACCUCUUCGCCCGAGCCAGCCCGGACGACGGUGGCUGGGGCCUUCACAUCGAGGGCGAAAGCACCGUCUUUGGCACAACCCUCAACUACACCGUCCUCCGCAUCAUUGGCGUCGAGCCCGACCACCCCGUCAUGGUCAAGGCACGAGCCACGCUUCACAAGCUGGGCGGCGCUACACACUCGCCACACUGGGCAAAGUGCUGGCUCAGUGUGUUGGGUGUCAGCAAGUGGGACAUUGUCAAUCCCGUGCCCCCAGAGUUGUGGCUUCUGCCGGACUGGUUUCCCAUAGCUCCAUGGAGGUGGUGGAUUCACAUUCGGCAGGUAAUGCUGCCCAUGACUUACAUCUGGGAUCAGCGCUGGAGCUGCCCAGAGAACGACCUCAUCAGAGCGCUCAGGCAAGAACUCUUCGUCGAGCCCUACGAAAGCAUAAAUUGGGCCGCCCACCGAAACACCAUCUGCCCUAGAGACAACUACCACCCCAAGUCGUGGCUCCUCAACUCUAUCAACUGGGUCUUGGUCAACUUCUGGAACCCUUACUGCCGCACUGAUCGCCUGCGCAAGAGCGCACGAGAUUGGGUCAGCAAACUGAUCGACAUGGAAGACAAGAACACCGACUACCUGGAUCUUGCCCCUGUCAACGCCGCCAUGAAUACCGUCGUUUGUUAUAUUCGCGAUGGUCCGGGUUCGUACUCUGUACGACGCCACGUUGAGCGCCUCGAGGACAGCAUGUGGGUCAAUGCGGAGGGCAUGUUCUGCAACGGCACAAACGGUGUGCAAUCUUGGGAUACCUCGUUCCUGGUACAGGCUGUGGUCGACGCUGGUCUUGAGCAGGAUCCCAGGUGGAAGCCCAUGCUUGUGAAAGCACUCGAGUUUCUCGAUGAUCAGCAGAUUCGGGAAGACGUCGAUGACCAGCAGCUCUGCUACCGCCAGCAGCGCAAGGGCGCUUGGGCUUUUAGCAACAAGGCGCAGGGGUACGCUGUGUGCGACUGUAUCUCGGAAGCACUGAAAUCUGUGAUUCUGCUGCAGAAAACACCGGGCUACCCUCAGCUGCUCGAGGAUCAACGCCUCUACGAUGCGGUCGACACGUUGUUGACAUAUCAGAAUGCCAGCGGUGCAUGCUCCUCGUAUGAGCCGACACGGGGAAGCGAGCUGCUGGAGAUGUUCAACGCAGCCGAGGUGUUUGGUAAGAUUAUGGUCGAAUACGACUACGUCGAGUGCACCACGGCUGUCAUCACCGCUCUCAAGCUCUUCGGGAAGUACUGGCCAGAGUACAGGGCCAAGGAAAUCGAGGGCUUCAUCAAUAGGGCAUUCAAGUGGAUCAAAACGUACCAGAACCCCGACGGCUCGUUCUACGGCAACUGGGCCAUUUGCUAUACCUACGCCACAAUGUUCGCUCUUGAGAGCUUCCACAGCAUGGGCGAGCACUACAGCAACAGCACGUACGCGAAGAAGGCCUGUGACUUUUUGAUCUCCAAGCAGCGCGCUGAUGGAGGCUGGUCCGAGAGCUACAAGUCAUGCGAGCAAAGCGUGUACACCGAGCAUGCCUCGGGCAGCCAGGUGGUCAUGACCGCGUGGGCCGUCAUCGGCCUCAUCACGGCUGACUACCCAGACGUCGACAAGAUCAAGAAGGGUAUCAAGCUCAUCAUGGAUCGACAGCAAGACAAUGGGGAGUGGGAGCAAGAGGCCAUCGAAGGUGUCUUCAACAAAAGCUGCAUGAUCUCAUAUCCCAACUACAAGUUCACCUUCACUAUGAAGGCACUGGGCAUGUUCGCCAAGAAGUACCCCAACGAGACGGUCUGAAGGGGGCAAGUGCAUGGCGGGAAGAGCUAUAAUAAUGGCUGCGAUGGUUGCAGGGAAAGUUGUAAUAAAAUAAUAGCAGAAACUCUACACGAAUGAAUAAACGGCGGGUUGAUGGGUAGCAUCAAUUAUUCCCAAUUGGAUACCUUACAGA